CACUAUGAACCAGAGGACCGGGAGCAGAUUCAACAUGGCGCCUUUCAUAACAAACGCACCGCUGCUGUUAUGCUUCGUUUCAUUUUCGUUGCCGAUCAGCUCAAGUCGACUUCUGUCCGAACCUUGUUACAAACUCAUCAAAGACGACAGACCGGACUCCGUCAGGAGUCGGCCCCGCCCACAUGAGAACGCCAACGCGUCGGACCUCCCCCCGUCGUGGGACUGGAGGAACAUCGACGGGAAGAAUUAUGUCAGCGUCACGCGGAACCAGCACAUCCCCCAGUACUGCGGGUCCUGCUGGGCCAUGGGAGCCACCAGUGCACUAGCUGACCGUAUCAACAUCAAGCGCGGGGGGACGUGGCCGUCGGCCUACCUGUCUGUGCAGAACGUGAUUGACUGCGGGGGGGCGGGCUCUUGUUACGGAGGAGAUCACCUGAGAGUCUACGCCUACGCACACCAGAGAGGAAUCCCUGAUGAAACCUGCAACAACUACCAGGCCAAAAAUCAAAAGUGUGAGCAGUUCAACCAGUGUGGCACCUGUUCCUUCUUUGAAUCGUGUGCCGUGGUGAAGAACUACACCGUGUGGAAAGUGGGCGACUACGGCGGCGUUUCUGGGAGGGACGAGAUGAAAGCGGAGAUUCACACCAACAGGCCCAUCAGUUGUGCCCUGAUGGCCACCGAGGGCCUGGAGGAGUACAGAGGAGGGAUCUUCUCAGAGUUUCACCCGCUGUCUCUGCCCAAUCACAUUGUCUCUGUGGCUGGGUGGGGAGUAGCCGAGGACCAGACCGAGUACUGGAUCGUCAGGAACUCCUGGGGAGAGUUUUGGGGAGAACACGGCUGGGCAAGAAUAGUGACCAGCGCCUAUAAAAGAGGAAAAGGAAAUUGGUUCAACCUGGGUAUUGAGAAAAACUGUGCCUUCGGAGACCCGGUUGUCACAUAGUUGUCACUAAUAUAGUUGAAACACAACAGCUUUGUCACCGCUCGCUAUUUGUUUUGCACAUUGAAACUGAUUUUGAUAAAGAAGACAUUGUGUUGGCAAAUGCAUUUUUUUUUCUUCUAUUUGUAUUGCGCCAAACUAUUUCUUGGACAUGAGCUGUUACUUUCUGGAGUCACUGCUGGUUGCCAGGCAACUAGUCAAAUUUUAAACAAAUUAGAAGCAACAUGUAAAAUGGUGAACUUAAAAUGACUGAGUAACUUUUGGAUGUAGACACGCGAGCUGUUACAGGCUUUAUGCUAAGCUAAGUUAACCAGGGGCUGGUUGCAGCACCAUAUUUACCCUACAGACUGUUUUCGGUCUUUUUUAACCCCUCUAUCUUUCUUCAACUUUCUUUUGCAAGCUUAACAACAUUCAGACACUGAAUUUAAAUACAUAUUCCAACACAGAAUAAUAACAACCACAUAUCAUUUGUAAUGCCCUGCAAAGCCAGAAGGUAUAAACUGGAUAGAUUACCGGCUUCUCCUGAAUUCAAUUUUAAACUCAAAAUAUCUCAGUAUCAUAGGCAAAUAAACACAGUGCGCUGGUUCUUUAAGAUCCAUUUUAUAACUCCUUUAAAUGGAGGACGAGCUGAUUUAAAUUCAGUUCUAUGAAACAGCGUUGAGAGGUCUUAGGAAAGGGGAGCUUACAUAACAUCUGUGCAAACAUCUCAUAAUGAGGUUCUGGUGGCUGAGACAUCCAGAGGUAACGUGAAUCCACAAUGGUUUGGACCCAGUAUCACAGAGAACCAGCAGAUGCUUAAACCACUUUCCCCAAAACACAAACGGAGGGUUAUUUUUCCAGACAUCAUUUGUGGAAAUGUCCCACCCGCUUAGUUGCUUCGUUAAUGAUAGGGGGAUAUUUUCUGUUAAUAGAUAGCUGAUCCAAGUAUCCUUCAUGUGGCUGCAUGGGUUAAUCUUCUUCCUGAGAUCAAUGUGUAUUAAUCACUGAAAACACGGUCCGACUCUUCAGUUGAAGUGAGCCUUACUCAAAGCUGCACCAGACGUACAAACACACAGAAGACCGCCUCUGGCCUCCCACAGCAAUCCUCUGAGUUACCAAUGUUUACUGAAUAGCAACCUAAGAACAGACUUGUUCUGACUAUUGUCAGAAUAGCGACUCAAGGCGUGGACUCAUUGGUAGUUAAAUCUGACCCGAACUUAAAGCGGGAUUUAAGUGUGAAUGAGUCCAAAUCAGGAAUGUGACUGUGGUUUCUUGGUUUUAGUUCUUUCUCCUUAAUGCUGCUCUGUUAAUCAGUUACAGGGGUUAAAACACAGCUGCACAUUUGAAACUCUUCAUGUCCUCUGAGGCUGUAGUGAGAGGAGCAAAGGCCGGCUGAACAUCUGGAGGGGUGCAGAGCUUUGGGUCUCCACCCUUCUUUUUUUUGGGUGGGGGUUUAGGCAACAAAAAAAUGGAUCGUUCAUGAUCACAAGUGUGAAAAGCGAGAUGCCUGUAAUCACGGUGUCAUGCGUCAGUUUCCGCUCUGAGCUGCUGUUGCAGGACUCUGCUUUUAACUCCUGCAGCUUCCUCAUUCUGCACAAGUCAAAUCUUUCAGGGUGACGACAGGAUGUGAGUUAAGGGGCCCAGCUAAGCAGAGCAUAGAAGGAACAUGCAUAACCGGUGAAUGCAGACCGACCGGUUUCAGCAGCGAGCUGAAGGCUGUUAUUACAACAGUUUGGUUGUGGGAGUUUCCUGUGAGGCUCCAACUCCUCUGUGGUUGUAGUUUCAUGGCUGCACACACACACACACAAGCAGUCUUCUGCUGAUGGGAUUCCUGGUCUUAAUCACUUAAUCUCAUUUGGCCCAGUGGUAUUGGCUCCUGUCCGUAUUUUAGUAUUUGUGGGGAUGGAUGCCACAUGUACCCCUGAUCAGAUGUAUCGGUAGUCCUAUUGUUUACCGAAUUAUGAAUUGGCUUCCUAUAACUUUUAAUUAAGUGGUUUUUAAAAUAUGUAUCAUGUUUUGCAUUCCUCAACCUCGCGUGAAAUAAUAAGUCAAGUUAGCAGGUGUUAGCAAGAUAGAUACCGGAAGUAGAUUCAAAGAUUUAGGUAAUUUUUCAUUUUGAAAAAAAGAAUGAGAUUAACAAUAAGUCGUGGUAAUAGAAUGUUAGAGAGUGUGUAACAUAACAUUUUAUGUUAGGACAUAAUAUUAGUGACUGCACAUUAAUAUAUCAAUGACUGUCAAAUAUAUUUAUGAAAUGUGCCUUGUUCUUUAUAAUUUGUAGAUAAGUAUACUUACAUUUUUUGUGUUUUAGGGAAAAUUUUAAGUGCAGAACUUCUACUCAAAAUCUCACAACUAAUGUUAUUUUACAGCUUUUAUUCUUUUAAAGUACUGUGCAUAUUGUUUGCAUGCUCUAUAUGUUACAGUUGUCUGUAGUUUUCACAAAUGGUGGAAGAAAUAGAACUCUUACUUAAAAGUCA
Pungitius pungitius (ninespine stickleback) is the source of this 3390-nucleotide messenger RNA. Its product is annotated as cathepsin Z. NCBI's taxonomy places the organism in Eukaryota, Metazoa, Chordata, Actinopteri, Perciformes, Gasterosteidae. The transcript is spliced from 6 exons. Gene Ontology annotation, cellular component: lysosome. The record is from RefSeq and is a predicted model, not a curated record. Gene Ontology annotation, molecular function: cysteine-type endopeptidase activity. Bases 5 to 940 code for a protein of 311 amino acids.